Messenger RNA from Babjeviella inositovora NRRL Y-12698, 809 nucleotides. RefSeq names its product calcineurin regulatory subunit B (gene CNB1). The record is from RefSeq and is a predicted model, not a curated record. The coding region runs from base 1 to 525 and encodes 174 amino acids. The transcript has a single exon. NCBI's taxonomy places the organism in Eukaryota, Fungi, Ascomycota, Pichiomycetes, Serinales. Gene Ontology annotation, molecular function: calcium ion binding; calcium-dependent protein serine/threonine phosphatase regulator activity.
AUGGGUCUUGCUCCAUCUAAGAUCAUGGACUCUCUUAUGGAGGGUACCAACUUCGACCGUGAGGAGAUUGACCGCUUGCGCAAGCGGUUCAUGAAGUUGGACAAGGACAACUCUGGCACUAUCGACAGCGAGGAGUUUGUGCUGAUUCCCGGGGUGUCUUCCAAUCCGCUCGCUCCACGUUUGAUGGAGGUUUUUGACGAAGAUGGAGGUGGGAGUGUCGACUUCCAGGAGUUUAUUGACGGGUUAUCCGUGUUCUCCGUACGAGGCGAUAUCGACCAGAAGUUACGCUUUGCAUUCAAGAUCUACGACAUCGACCGCGACGGCUUCAUCUCCAACGGUGAGUUGUACUUGGUAUUGAAGAUGAUGGUGGGUACGCAUCUCGCAAAAGAGCAGUUGCAGCAGCUUGUGGACCGUACCAUUAUGGAGAACGACAAGGAUGGUGACGGCAAGCUUAGCUUUGAGGAGUUCAAGAACGCAGUGGAUCAGACCAAGAUUGCCAACAGUUUGACCUUACAGAGCUUUUAGAAAGUUCAAAAAUUGGAACUAUACCGAGAUCGGUUUUUGAUCCUUUAUCAUCGCGGGACGGUACUAGUCCUCUAUCCUCUAUGUAUAAUAACAAACAAUGUAAUAACAUGGUGUAAGCGUUACUAAGGCGAGCAUCUGGGAUUAAAGUGCAUCAGCCCUUGGUGCAGUCUAGAUUUUAGUCCUAAUACGUUUGAUUUGAGAACUAGAUAAUAUCCAUACAAAAAAUAAUAAUCAGUUCAUACAGAAAUAAAUGGUUAUUCAAGGGGAAACAAUUUGUCACUCGG